Messenger RNA from Fusarium subglutinans, 1314 nucleotides. RefSeq names its product c6 transcription. Bases 1 to 1314 code for a protein of 437 amino acids. The transcript has 2 exons. Lineage: Eukaryota; Fungi; Ascomycota; Sordariomycetes; Hypocreales; Nectriaceae. The record is from RefSeq and is a predicted model, not a curated record.
AUGGCCGACGACAGCUAUCGAAAAGAGUAUCCCCAGCAGAGCCGCCCAGAAGACACUCACUCUCGACCCCAGUCACAUUAUCCCCCUCCGCCAGAUACCACCCAGCGGCCCUCCGACGCACCUCCAUCCAGUAUGGCUACAUCAGUUACUUUACCCUCUAUCCACGACUCCCGCAGCUACGGCCCGCCGCCUGCAGCUCCGGGACGUGGCUAUCCUGCCGACCCGCGAUACGCAUCGCCCAAUGCCGUCAAUGGCUACCCUCCUCCCGGUCAUCAGCCUCCGCCCGGACAACCUCAACAGUACCUUCCGCCUUUGCAGCCGCAAUCUGAUCCCCGAUCUUCAGCCUAUCCUCCUCCGCCGCCGGACCAACGUGGUUACUAUGAUGACCGCCGUCCACCAUACGGGCAAGAGGCGUAUAGCACGGAACCCUACUAUGCCUACUACCGUGGACAGCCUCCUCCUCCAGGACCUCCACCGCCAAAUGGCCACCCAGGCUACCGUCACAUUCCCGCCGGCGUUUAUGAAUACCCAAUCCGCUGCAGCGGCUACCAGAGCGCCCCCGGUGGCAAAUGCCAGAAUUGCGCCCGUAUGAACCAAGAAUGUAUCUUUCAGCCCGUAUCUUCUUCAAGCUCGACAGCUUUUAUCCCCGUGUCAGCGCUCCCAGGAGGUGUACCCCCGGGCACUCAACUGUUUGGUGCCUAUGGGCAACCACUGGCCCCAGGCACAGUCCCAGCACCUCCACCACCCCAUGCUGCCUAUCAGCAUGCCAGUGCUCCUCCCCCUCCUGGAAACUACUACGCGCCUGUCCAGUCACCUACAGAAUCCUUUUCGUCUUAUGGCGAAGCGAGAACCGAUGACGGCAGUCAACUUGCAGGGCGACGACGUCGCAGGACGUCAGAAGAACAGGAUGAAGGCUAUAGACUGCCUCCUCCGCGAAGUGCCGUGGAUGAAGACCCGCGCAGAAGAUCUCCAGCAGAAUUUUCAAACCACAGCAGCCCAGGUGGAGUGGGGUACCCUCCGUAUCAAGGUGCAAGACAGAGCCCACGAAACCCAACGAGCGGAAGUUUGCCUCAAGCUGCAACAGCUGGUAGUUAUGUAGCUUCCGCACCUGGCGGUCGUUCCCCGACAGGCCAAAAUGGGUCAAGUGGUGCGUCCACCCCUGCGAGACAGGGACAGCAGUCCCAAGGAGGAAAUGCAUCGAUCAUGAGUCUGAGCAAUCUGGUAGAUAAAAGCGAUAUCGACAAGACUAUGAUUGAAAGGCUCAACCGACCUGCACCAGGCCAACCUGGCGCACGACGAGAUGUCAGCCGCUGA